AUGGCGGAUCCAGGCCAAGAAAACGUCGCGCACAUUCAGGUGGAUUCCGACCUCGCGGAGACGGAUUCUUCGUACGGCGACGACAGCCAGUCCACACACUCGCUGUACUCGACCAUCACCAACUAUGUGUACGAAAACGGGAGAAGGUACCAUAGUUACCAGCAGGGGUCCUACUGGGGACCCAACGACGACGCCGCGCUGGAUAACCUCGACCUCUAUCACCAUCUCUUCACCUCGACGCUCGGCGGCGAGCUGUUUCUGGCGCCUAUCGGGCCAGACCCGCAGAGGGUACUAGACCUAGGCACUGGGACUGGUAUCUGGGCAAUGGACUUUGCGGACCAGUUCCCAUCAGCCGCCGUCAUUGCUACCGACCUCUCGCCCAUCCAGCCGGUCAUGGUACCACCGAACCUUCAGUUCCAAAUCGACGACUUCUGUCUCCCUUGGACCUUCACACCGCCCGCCUCGUUCGACUUCAUCCAUGCUCGCUGCAUCUACGGCUGCGUCGCCGACUAUCCCGCCCUCUACGCACAAGUCCUCGAACACCUCAAACCCGGCGCAUGGUUUGAACACGCUGAGAUCAGUGUCGUAGCACGCUGCGACGACGAUAGCCUGGCUGGCACCUACCUGAACCGCUGGGGCCCAUUGGCACUUACGGCCGGGGAACGGUUUGGCAAGAGUUUCCGCAUAGCCGAGGACAUGGCAGAACUCAUGAGGGCGGCCGGCUUUGUGAAUUGGACACCAGAACAAGUCCACGUCCUCGUGGCGCACCUACGGAAAGAUCUACGCAAUCCAUCGAUUCACGCAUACCAAUACAUGUACAUCUGCUACGGGCAGAAGCCAGAAAGAUAG
Molecule: messenger RNA, 849 nt
Organism: Scedosporium apiospermum
Lineage: Eukaryota; Fungi; Ascomycota; Sordariomycetes; Microascales; Microascaceae
Exons: 4
Coding region: 1-849 (282 amino acids)
Molecular function (GO): methyltransferase activity
Source: RefSeq, a predicted model, not a curated record